AUGACGAUACCAAAAGAGGUUAUUAAUUGGAGCAUACUGAACGAGAUCAUCUCAAUGGACGAAGAUGACCCAGGUUUCUCCAAGGGACUUAUCAUUCAGUUCUUGGAACAAGCGUCGAAUACUUUCGAGGAGAUGGAGGUCAAUGUUCAACAGACCAGAGAUCUGAAGAAAUUGGACAGUUUGGGACACUUCCUCAAAGGCUCGUCAGCAGCUUUGGGUUUGCAAAGUAUCGCUUGGGUGUGCGAAAGAAUACAGAAUCUGGGCAGAAAGAAGGAAAGCGGUUUCUCCAGCACUGAAGAUCUAGGCAGCAUGGCCAGCUCAGAAGAUGUCACUGAAGAUGACGCUGUUUAUCUGGAUGCCAUUGAGAAGGCGUUGGUUCAGGCUAGACACGAAUUCAGUCUGGUCAGAGAAGAGCUCUCUGAGUACUAUCACUGCGAGCUCUGA
This is a messenger RNA of Zygotorulaspora mrakii, 444 nucleotides long. It is a transcript of the gene YPD1, whose product is annotated as Ypd1p. Gene Ontology annotation, cellular component: cytoplasm; nucleus. NCBI's taxonomy places the organism in Eukaryota, Fungi, Ascomycota, Saccharomycetes, Saccharomycetales, Saccharomycetaceae. The transcript has a single exon. The record is from RefSeq and is a predicted model, not a curated record. The coding region runs from base 1 to 444 and encodes 147 amino acids. Gene Ontology annotation, biological process: phosphorelay signal transduction system; phosphorylation. Gene Ontology annotation, molecular function: histidine phosphotransfer kinase activity; protein histidine kinase binding.